UUAUUGCCUCUCACUCCAAUCACAACGUACCGCGCUUGCCAGAUUUAAAUCCCUCGCAGAUGACCGGGGGUGGAGACGCAAAGUGGAACUAAUCAUCCGUAACCGCACCCGUACCGUCACUUAGUCUCCUUACCGUCACUUUCUGCCCCUCCCCAUGACGCCAUGUUGGCUCUUUGGUUGGUUUCCCCCGCAAGCUAACGGUCGAAUAGAGUUGCUUCUUCCCUGGUUAGGGCCUUCAAUUUUCAGGGGAAAUUCGACGAUUUUCCUCAGAGAAGAACAAAAAUUAAUAGAUGAAAACUGUGUACCGAAAAGGAAAAGAAAAGCAAAACCCAAAGAUUAACAACGGAAGCUCUCGCAUGAUUUGUUACCAGUUGAGGGGUCGGAUAGACGUCGAUCCGGAGUGCGUAACGACCACUCCUACGACUGUAUUGACCGAUCUGAGGUCCUGUUGAAAUCGUCCCACUGUGGGUUGGGGAAGAAACCGAGAAAAAAAAAAUAAUAAAAAAAGAAAACAAAACAAAAUUAAGAGUCAAACACAAAGAACGAAGAAAAAAAAUAUAAAUCCCUCAAUGGCACUUUCUCCACGAUCCUCCGUCUCAGACUCUUCCUCGUCACCUUCGCUCUAUCCUUCGUCUUGCAGUUCCCUUCAUUCUCCGCCAUUACUGAGUGCCAAUCUCUCAUCAUCUUCCUGGUCGCCGCCUUCUCGUCACCCUUCAACUGUUUGUGCUCAAGACCAGUUAGAAAGCUUAAUUGCCAGACACGGUCACCCCACUCGAGUAUCGCUGUCGUCCUUGGAAGAAUUAACGGCAACCUCUUCCACAUAUAAUCCUCCUUCCUCCCGGUCUCCGUCACCUCUCUCAGAAACUACGGACUCUUUGGAGACUCUCUCCCUCUCGACCUCUAUCUCGAGGCCCAUCCCCAUCCCCAAGCCGUCCUUCCACACGCACCAGGACGACCUCCCCGUCACUCCUUUGACAGGCCGGUUCGACAAGGGCUAUUAUUUCGCCCAUCGUGACCAGGCGUAUAACAAGGUCCGAGAGAAGCCGACUCAUCACAGAAGUCGCCCACACCCUCAUCCCUCCCUCCGUCCAUCAGCCAGAGCCAGAAUGCGUUCAGAUAGUUCCACGUUCUACUCACCCGUGGUCACUUCCUCCAUGUCUCCCUCUGCACGUUCUUCCUCUCCUCAACCACCCCGUUCCCGGACGCAGAAUCCCACCAAAUCCGUUCCAGCCUUCCAUCUAAGCAACCUGCCCCGAUUUCAUCCGGCGGUCUACUCAGCAGCCGGUUCUCAGGGACAACCUCCCUCCCCACGUCAACCGCGGCCCUCUGCCUACCGCACCACCUCGGGCUCCCGGGACGCGAUGUGGCAGUAUCAGGAACUCGUCGAGGGUGUGACCUUGUCGAAGACACCCUCCCGGCCACUCUCACCAAGUCCGUCGGCCCCCCGCUUGGACCCUCUCCGCAGUCCUGGGCCAGUCACCCCCCUCGCCCUGGAAGAGGCAAGUGGCUACCUGAUCUCGGGAACGUCCAACUCUUCCCCUUUUGCUUCACGAGAUGCCCAAUCCGGUCCGGCACCCGACUUAAUCGAUCGGCUGAUCGUCCGUGAGACCGAGCGGGCCCGUCAAGGUGCCAAGAAAGGCACCAAGACUCGAUAUUAACGUUCGCCGUCCGGAGGGAGAUUUUUCUACCACGCAGAGCCGGGCGGUGACCUGUUGUAGUUGCCGAGGACUGCCAGGACCUGCGGUUUCACAAACUCAUCAUCAUUCUCUGUUUCUUGUGUUCACCCUGGCUGUCGAGUCUAUAGACGAUCUCCAGACAUCGAACAGAUCGCUUUUGUGUGUACUACGAGCUGUUGUAUUUUAUACCCCACAUAGCCUUACAUUCUACUCUUUUCUAUGUUCUGUGUUGCUAUUACGAUUAUUGAUAUUUCUUGUUUCCGAUGUUCCUAUAUUCUCCACACAUAUCUGUUACCACGUGUUCGGGGGUUCUGGCAAUUGCAUUACCUCUAAAGAUCGAACAGAACCAGUCUGUUCUGCAUUUGUUUUACAAUGAAUUGACCAUCUCGAAACUCCGCAUUGUGCGAAGGGCGGUGAAAUAGAAAAAGAAUAGGAAAAGAAAGCAAAACAAACCACAUCUCACUGGGCAUUUGAUUGUUCAUUUUGUCAUUAUAUUCGGAAUAUAUAUUUGGGCUUCACAGCCGCUAGACAAUAGCAAACAAAUCUUUACCAACACGA
Aspergillus caelatus is the source of this 2234-nucleotide messenger RNA. RefSeq lists its product as uncharacterized. The record is from RefSeq and is a predicted model, not a curated record. The transcript is spliced from 2 exons. Lineage: Eukaryota; Fungi; Ascomycota; Eurotiomycetes; Eurotiales; Aspergillaceae. The coding region runs from base 570 to 1658 and encodes 362 amino acids.